Owenia fusiformis is the source of this 1499-nucleotide messenger RNA. The record is from the annotation of a GenBank genome assembly. Lineage: Eukaryota; Metazoa; Annelida; Polychaeta; Sabellida; Oweniidae.
UUUGGGAUGAAUGGGUAGAAUGGAGCAAAUGUUCAGUUGAGUGUGGAGGAGGUCUUAAGGAAAGGAGUAGGGAGUGUGAGGGACCCUACUAUGGAGGGGCUGAAUGUGAAGGGCCUGCAUCAGAGGAAGAGAAUUGCAAUGAACACCAUUGCCCUGUUGACGGUAUUUGGGAUGAAUGGGUAGAAUGGAGCAAAUGUUCAGUUGAGUGUGGAGGAGGUCUUAAGGAAAGGAGUAGGGAGUGUGAGGGACCCUACUAUGGAGGGGCUGAAUGUGAAGGGCCUGCAUCAGAGGAAGAGAACUGCAAUGAACACCCUUGCCCUGUUGAUGGUGUCUGGGAUAACUGGGGUCCUUAUGGGGAAUGUGAUGUAAGUUGCGGAAGUGGAAAUAAGCUACGUGAAAGGAUAUGUGUUGGACCGUAUUAUUCAGGGAAGGACUGCAUUGGUUUAAGUGUUAGCAUGUCCACAUGUAACGACCACUCCUGUCCAGUUGAUGGUAAAUGGGAAGAGUUUGGUGAUUGGUUUGAGUGCUCUGUGUCUUGUGGUAAUGGUACGCAAGUGAAAAUUAGAGAGUGUAAUGGACCAUACUUCGGUGGUGCCAACUGUACAGGUCACUUCAGUGAGGAACAAUUCUGUAACACUUUCCCAUGUCCUAUUGAUGGAAAAUGGUCUGAAUGGGGAGAGUACGGAAAAUGCUCUUCUUCAUGUGCUGGUGGUAAAAAAGAACGAACAAGGAAAUGUGAUGGUCCAUAUUAUAAUGGACAAGAUUGUGUUGGGGCUGAUACUCAAACUGAUACAUGUAGUACCCAAGCUUGUCCAGGUACGCAUUGAACGCUGACAAUGACUUAAACAAACCCAUUGACUUCAGAUUAGUUACAAUUACACAUUAGUCUAGAUGGUCAACAGUUCACUAAUUGAAGGGGUGAUUCAGACAAAAGACCCAGUUUGUUGUGGUCUUCCUCAUUCACCAAUAUAGUGAUGCAGUUUAAAAACAAUAUAGUAAAAACCCUUUCAAACAACCAUUGCAUGAGACUAGAUAUAAAAUAGUAGUCUAUAGAAUUUAUGAACUGUGGCUAUACUAGCAUGUAGUGGAACUCUCUUGAACCAAACGGGGAGUGAUAUGACAAUUUUUCAAAAUGUAAACAAUAAUUGAACUGUUGGGUCAGUGGGAUAAAUCUAGUUAGUCAUUCCCAUUGAUGAUACCACAAUACUUUAUACAUACUUCAUGUCAUGCCUGCAUUCCUACCUUUAAAACAAAUAAUAUUUGAGGAAAUGACAACCUUAUAUUUUAUAAUACAGACUCUUAUAUGAUGUUUUUUGAAAUUUUGCCAAUUCACUCCCAUUUGAACUUACAUUGGCCAAUUAAAAGGCAAUUAUUGCUUAAAAUAAAACAAAUAUUGGAUCCUUUUUAGAUUUGGAAUAUAGUUCUUUAUUAUGUUCAAUUUAUUUUUAAGACAAAAAUAGUUUUUAUGUCCCCACCACAUAGUGUGGGGCCAUAUUGUC